AGAGAUGCCGCUGUUUGCCUACAUCUCCACCAAACGAGUUUUAACGUCACGGGGCUUUUUGUCCUUUCUAGCGAUCUGUACAAAAAGACCACAGAACUGCAGCGUGUCGUUGUUUUGAUCUGGUAAAAAAAUUGUUAUACAUCUUAAGCUCGGCAUUAUGAAGCCUACAUCUCGUAGCCGGAACAUACCGUCUCGUUUUUUAGAAAUAAAGAAGAUUGAACCAAUAAGCAGAUUUCGCCCUGCGUGCCAGCGGCUGGAAGAGCGGAGUCUUCUGCGUGCCCUGAAACAACAGCAGAGGUUAAAUACAGAAUUGGAUUUUUUAGCACUUCGGAAGAAAGUUCCCAAAUGGUCUCUGCUUCAGAUACAGAAUUUUCUAAAGUUUUUGAAGCAGUGUGUGGUGAAGCGGGUGUAUCGCCAGGUCCAAAGACAGAGACGUCAGGAACAAAAAAACAAAGUACCAAUUGAACUAUGGGCAGAACAAGCACAGAAAAUUGCUGGUGUUCAUGUGGAAACAAUAUCUUCUGCCUUCUCUCAAAUGUUGGUAAUUGCUGCCACAGAGCCCUGCAGCCUCCAGCACUCAGAUCCUCCACGUACCACUGACUCUCAAUGUCCUUUGACCAGAGGCUUGCGCACUAUACCGCGGAGGCCGAUGCCUAAAUCCUACACCGGCUCGCCUUCUCCAGUGAUAAUUCCACCUAAACAAGCCUGUAAAACCCCCCAGUCACAUGGAAAAGAUGCAGCUUCCAAUCCUUCUGCCAAAACCACCACAGUAGCAUCUCAAUCUGCUGUUGCUGAAGAAGAGCAAAGUGAGUUAAAGGAAAAAAGGAAGGCAAAAAAAGGCCCUGCCAUGUCAUCCACAUCAGCCACCCCUAAAUCACUCGUGAGUCAACCUGUCUCAAAACCAACACGACCAGUGUCUGCUUCACGUGCUGUACCCUCAUUCACAUCAGGCUCUGUUCAGCCAGAUAAGCAACCUGAUACUAGACAGUCUGAGCAAGCCUGGAAACACAGACCAAUGGGGAUGAAGAGUGUAGUGGAUUUUGGAAAGAUGUACAAAUUUAUUAGCAAUAUCAUUUUCAGUAAACAUACUGAGCCUCUUACUUCUAUGGAAAGCGCAGUGCUUUUGGACCUGUUGAUGUCUUUGCCUGAAGAGCUUCCCUUGAUGGACUGUAAGGAGCUGCAGAAUCAUUUGCUUCAAGUGCAUGCACAUCUGAACACACCUGCAGUGAGGCUCAGCUCAGAGAAGGGACCUGCAGUGGAUACAUCUUCAACUAGAGAAACAGUACCACAAACCUCCAGAACUGAUCAUCAUGUUAAAGGACCUGAUGUCUCUUUGCAAACAAGGGAAGAGAUCGUUCAAAAUGGAGCAGUAACUGAGCAACUGAAGGCCACAGAAUCACAAUUAGCUGCUGGAGAUUUUGCAAGAGAGUCAUCUGCAGUAAAGCUCUUAAAAGUCACAGGUGAUUGGGCCACAGCUAGCCAAUGUCCACUAAAUCCAUUCAUGGUGCCAGUAGCCCUUCUGAAACGGAUGUAAUCCAAGGAACAUGCAAAAGCAGCUCUGGUUUAUUUUAAAACUGUUGAGAAUAACUGGUUUAAAAUUAAUGUAUAUCUUUUCGGAAAUAACAUACAACCUUCCUUUUUUCAACGUACCGUGCAUAUGAUGACAUUAGUGAAAUAAACUUACAGACUUUAGCGAA
Messenger RNA from Tachysurus fulvidraco (yellow catfish), 1697 nucleotides. Its product is annotated as snRNA-activating protein complex subunit 2-like. The transcript has 5 exons. Gene Ontology annotation, biological process: snRNA transcription. Gene Ontology annotation, molecular function: RNA polymerase II general transcription initiation factor activity. The record is from RefSeq and is a predicted model, not a curated record. Bases 158 to 1534 code for a protein of 458 amino acids. Lineage: Eukaryota; Metazoa; Chordata; Actinopteri; Siluriformes; Bagridae. Gene Ontology annotation, cellular component: nuclear body.